This is a messenger RNA of Grammomys surdaster, 839 nucleotides long. RefSeq names its product mitochondrial ribosomal protein L49 (gene Mrpl49). Gene Ontology annotation, molecular function: structural constituent of ribosome. Gene Ontology annotation, biological process: translation. The coding region runs from base 35 to 535 and encodes 166 amino acids. The record is from RefSeq and is a predicted model, not a curated record. The transcript has 4 exons. NCBI's taxonomy places the organism in Eukaryota, Metazoa, Chordata, Mammalia, Rodentia, Muridae. Gene Ontology annotation, cellular component: ribosome; mitochondrial large ribosomal subunit.
GCGCGCGCAGAUGACAUUCAGUUGACGAGCCAAGAUGGCAUCAACUGUGUUCCGGGUGGCUUUGCAGGACUGGAGGAGCUGCGUCCGGUGGAGCUACGGGCGUCGGCAGCUGAGCCAGACCCAGAGGCCUCCUGAUAACCCCGGCUUUGUGGAGUCUGUGGAUGAAUACCAGUUUGUGGAGCGCCUGUUCCCCCCUACCAAAAUCCCAGAGCCACCAAAGCAUAAACAUUAUCCCACACCUAGUGGUUGGCAGCCUCCUAGAGAUCCCCUUCCCAACUUGCCCUACUUUGUUCGGCGCUCUCGGAUGCACAACAUCCCUGUCUACAAGCAGAUCACACAUGGCAACCGACAGAUGACCUUGAUUCGGAAGGUGGAAGGUGACAUCUGGGCUCUACAGAAGGAUGUGGAAGAAUUUUUGAGCCCACUGCUGGGAAAGACACCUAUCACCCAGGUUAAUGAGGUGACAGGUACUCUUCGAAUUAAGGGCUACUUCGAUGAGCACCUUAAAGCCUGGCUGCUUGAGAAAGGCUUCUGAGGCCUGAUGGUCAGCCCAUGUGGCAGUGCUCUCUACAGACUGGCAUCCAGAGAGGAAGUGGAUUUGAAAUGGGACACAAAGAACAGAGUUUAGUACUUAGGAUGAAAGAGCUUUGAGAGAAGGUCUUGCUCUCAUACAGGGAAAGCAGACCUGUAUGUACAAGUGUCCACUUGAGAGCUGUCCAACAUGGGAGGACAUAGCAACACUCAAGCUAACAAAGGCAGACAUUAACUGCUGUACAGAUAAUCCUCUUGUGCAUUGUGUGGAAGCAUCACCUGUCAAUAAAAAGCUGAUGGCCAGUGAA